Messenger RNA from Musa acuminata subsp. malaccensis (wild Malaysian banana), 1394 nucleotides. Its product is annotated as UDP-arabinopyranose mutase 1. Gene Ontology annotation, biological process: plant-type cell wall biogenesis; UDP-L-arabinose metabolic process. Gene Ontology annotation, cellular component: Golgi apparatus; cytosol. NCBI's taxonomy places the organism in Eukaryota, Viridiplantae, Streptophyta, Magnoliopsida, Zingiberales, Musaceae. Gene Ontology annotation, molecular function: UDP-arabinopyranose mutase activity. The record is from RefSeq and is a predicted model, not a curated record.
CCCUCUUUCGUUUCUGCGCUUCUCUGCCUCGGAUCUCCGGAGAUACAUCCCCUUCCCCACCGAAAGCCCGAACCUUUGGCCAUGGCGGUCGGCACUUCGUCAGGCAUCCCCAGCACUCCCCUGCUCAAGGACGAGGUCGACAUCGUGAUUCCGACCAUCCGGAACCUGGACUUCCUGGAGAUGUGGCGCCCCUUUUUCCAGCCCUACCACCUCAUCAUCGUCCAGGACGGAGACCCCAGGAAGACGAUCACGGUGCCGGACGGCUUCGACUACGAGCUCUACAACCGCAACGACAUCAACCGCAUCCUCGGCCCCAAGGCCGCCUGUAUCUCAUUCAACGACUCUACCUGCCGCUGCUUCGGUUUCCUCGUCUCCAAGAAGAAGUACGUCUUCACCGUCGACGACGACUGCUUCGUUGCCAAAGACCCCUCCGGCAAGGAGAUCAAUGCGUCUGAGCAACACAUCAAGAAUCUCCUUUCUCCAUCCACCCCCUUUUUCUUUAACACUCUGUAUGAUCCUUACCGUGAAGGUGCAGACUUUGUUCGUGGCUACCCUUUCAGCCUCCGUGAAGGUGUCCCGACUGCUGUUUCUCAUGGAUUAUGGCUCAACAUUCCAGACUAUGAUGCCCCCACUCAGCUUGUCAAACCUCAUGAAAGAAACGCCAGGUAUGUUGAUGCGGUGAUAACUGUGCCAAAAGGUGCACUGUUUCCCAUGUGCGGGAUGAAUCUAGCAUUCAACCGUGAGCUAAUAGGCCCUGCAAUGUACUUCGGACUUAUGGGUGAUGGCCAACCCAUCCGUCGAUAUGAUGAUAUGUGGGCAGGAUGGUGUGUGAAGGUGAUCUGUGACCACUUGGGAUUGGGCGUGAAGACGGGCUUGCCCUACAUCUGGCAUAGCAAGGCCAGCAACCCGUUAGUGAACCUUAAAAAGGAGUAUCAUGGGAUCCACUGGCAGGAAGAGGUGAUCCCUUUCUUCCAAGCUGUUUCCAUUCCGAAGAAGUGCACGACACCUCAAGAAUGCUACAUCGAGCUCUCCAAGCAGGUUAAAGAGAAGCUUGGGAAGGUGGAUGAGUAUUUCAACAAGUUAGCCGAUGCCAUGGUGACAUGGAUCGAGGCUUGGGAUGAGCUCAAUCCAUCUGAAAAGCUCAGCAACAUCUCUGCCGAGUAGUCUGCUUGAAAAAUCGACCAUUUGUAACGGCACAUUUUCUGUUGUUGUUUUUCUAAAAACAAAACUAGAAAGAAAUUUUCAUUAUAUUAAAUAACAAAUAAAACACUCACUUGUUGUUAUCGAACCUUAUCCUGUUUGAUGCAGUCUUCUUCUUCCUCAUUGUUUGGAGGCCUACCAUUGAUGAAUGUAAUAUCUUCUUGAUACGAUGUUGCAAUAAAAAUCAUGUGUUU